CGGGGAGUGAAGGGCGGCCCACGUCAGGCCGCAGGCCGCAGGCUGUAGCUGUAGCAGCAGCAGCAGCAGCAGCAGCGCCGCCACCACAACCAGCACCUGUAACCCCCCCGGGGCGCCUCCUGAAGCGGGGAGCAGACGCCGGCAGCUUCUCCAGAGGUGUGCUACAUUAACAAGGAUUGAAAUAUAACUGGAUUACUCGAGUGUUCCACGGAUCGCUUGGCAUUGAGUGGGGACGGGAGCUGCUCGAUGUCACAUCUCGGUUGGAGCAGCGGACAAAUAUCUUCCUGACAUGGGACAAUUGCUGCCUCACGUUCAGGUUCUGGUUGGUUCUUGAUGCUGUCAAUCCUGUCGGCACCGCUGCGGAACAUGAAUGGAAUUGGUAUUUAAAGAAGUCGCUGUGGUGCAGCGAAUUACUCGCCUGGUUUGGAUGACUUUUACGUAUCUCACUGGGGAAGGACAUGGAGAACCGCGUUAUUACGUUUCGCCAUUGUGAGAAAGAUAUUUAUUGCUUUAAUGUCCCAGAGGAAUGUCCGAUCUGCGGCCAGAGCCUCGCAGGACGCGGACUGGACGAGGCCCCUGUCUGUAUUCCCAACUGCUUUGUAGAUGGACAUCAUGAGAAGUGUUCAUUCCUGAUCAAACCGACUCACGGAUCGUUCCUCAGAGAAUAUGAUGGAAAAGGUGACCUUCAUGUUGCCAUCUCAAAUACUCAUGGAGUUGUGUACAACUACAUUGAAACUGGUGUUCAAAGAGAUGAUUGCGGUUGGGAGGAAUGUAUCUCUGUUCCACUGGUACAACCGGACAUGUAUAAUUUAAUUAACCAGUGGGAUAUUUACCUGGAGCAAUUCUCCACUGCAGAUGUAUGGCUACCAAACAGGUACAAUGAAUAUGAGCACAACUGCUACUCCUACGCCUUGACCUUCAUCAACCGUGUCCUGGUGGCACAAAGCAAACGACAGCUGAGUAGGACAGAAUUUACCGAGAGGUUUGUGGUUCCACGGACAAAGCGAGCCUCCAAAUACAUCACACUUUAUCGAGAGUUAUGCAGGAGCUACUUUUAUAUUACAGAUGACUUCCAGACUGAAGAAGUUAGCAGCCAGUUUUAAAGAACUGCAGCAGUGACUGCUCUUUCCCACAUUUUUGACAAAAAUAUUAUUGAGUCAGCGAAACAUGAAAAAUAAAUAAAGGCAUCUGAUUUGGAAAAUUACUUUUCUUACAUCCAUUAGUCACAAUGUAAUCUUAUUGUAAAUUAACCUAAUUAUUUUUCUAAAUAAUACAAAUUAUUAAAUGAUUAAUAUAUA
Amblyraja radiata (thorny skate) is the source of this 1298-nucleotide messenger RNA. Its product is annotated as MKRN2 opposite strand protein. NCBI's taxonomy places the organism in Eukaryota, Metazoa, Chordata, Chondrichthyes, Rajiformes, Rajidae. The record is from RefSeq and is a predicted model, not a curated record. The coding region runs from base 459 to 1103 and encodes 214 amino acids. The transcript is spliced from 6 exons.